UCCGGAUCCUGGUUCUUUCCCUCACUGCGCAAUGGGGGGCAACUGUGGCAAGGAGCAAGGUCCAUAUCAGCCGCAAACCUACCCCGGUGUCCCCGGACGCUACGGACACGUACCGUAUCACCCCGGCUUUGCACCUCCAGGCUCCUAUGCAGCUGGUCUUCCACACGCUGGGCCGGUUUAUGCAGACUAUCCGACCGGUGGCUACGACCCAAGUUUGGCCUAUGGUGCCUGCCAUAGCAGCCGUCCCAGCGUUCCCAGUGUUCCCAGUGCUCCGCCGCUGGUGGAAGGCUGGCCCGUGGGCGGCACUUCGGGCGGCACCUCUUCCACAGCACGGCCACCCACAGGCAGCUCUUCUGCUUGCCGCUAUGGUGUGGAAUGCACGGACUUUGGUGAAGAGCAUCGGAAGAGGUUUACACAUCCUGAAGGUAUCUUGAUGGCCUGCCAAUAUGGUGCCGGCUGUUACCGGAAAAAUCUGGAGCAUUUGAAGCAAUUUGUGCAUCCGGGAGACCGCCAUUAUCACAUGGGAAUGGUGCAUCUUCCCACCCGCAAGGGCGUCCGCGUGAAGCCGCAGUUUCCAACCUUGCGAGAUCUGUUCAACUACUGUGAUCCAGAUGAGUCUGGCAACAUCUCCAUGGAAGAGUUUCAGGAUGCCUGGCACCAUCUCUGCCACCUGCCGCCUGACAUCUUUGGCACAGAGGGCAACACUCUGGAAGGAUCCCCUGUGGAGGCUUGGAAGUCUGCAGCCGGAGAUGAACGCAGCCAUUUGACUUUUGCGCAGUUCGCACGAUGGGCCUCGGAUGUGAAGAUCAAGUUGCCUGUUGGCGUGGAUCCAGCUGAUGCCCAAGCUCUUCGACCGUGUCGCUUUGAAUAUGGCAAGCGAUGUCCUUGUGCCAAUUUUAAGGCAGGGGCCAGCAACCAUAUGUGCGAGUGCGGCCACAAGAGUUGCGCGCAUCUGUCGGACGUGGCCCUCAUGAGCUUAGAGGAGCAGGAGGUGCUGACAAAGCUAAAACGCCGCGCCUUGGGGCGGGCCUCCACGAAGCUCUUCGCGCCCGAGCGGAAGCCAGGCUUCUCCAUGGUGACCAACAAGGAGGUGUUAGCAGCACUGCAGAAGAUCCUCUCAGACACUCACAAGGCCACGGACAACUGGACGAGGGAUCGUGGCUGCGCCUUGCACGGAAGACAUCACUGUGACACUGCGUGCAUUUUCAAGCAUCGAGCCAGCGUUCCAACAGGUUUCGAACUUACCCGGGCCGAGAGGAAUCGCAAUGCUCCUUUGUGGCAUGUUUAUGCAACAACGAGAAGUGCGAUAAAGCAAGAGACGCAGAGUGGCACUGGCCCAUCGCUGCAGAGGUUUUCUCCCCUUAGUGCCUUUGAAGUGCCGCUGGAGGAGCCAUUGGAUCCGGAAGUGAACGAAUGGCGACUGUUGCAUGGAAGUGGUUGGGAGGCUUGUAAAGGUAUAUGUGGCAGCAACUUCCGGCUGAAACUGGCUGGGACUGGUGCCACAUGGAAGACUCCAGGAAUGGAGAGCGGUCAACCACUUUAUGGCUACGGUGUCUACUUGGCAGAACGCUCCACAAAGGCUGAUGAAUAUGCUGAAGAGAUCCAUGGUGGCUUGAAAUCUGAUGAAGGUUGCCACACCAUGUUGGUUUGUCGAGUGGUGGGUGGACUCUGCCGGGUGGUAGAUACCAACGAAUUUGAUGCAGACGACCUGCGUCGGGAUAUCUUAGACGGGCCGUACCACUCUGUGCUGGGCGACCGCGUGGUGAAGCUUGGAAAACCUUACCGAGAGGUUGUGGUUCACGACAACAAUCAAAUAUUUCCAGAGUUCAUCCUCUACUACAAGCGGCUUGGGAUGCCAGAUUGAUCCAGGCCUGUUGAAAGACAUCAAAUUAAGCUGCUAUUUGUUUCCGAAAAUAGAACAGGAUUGCAAACGGUGGCUGAAAA
Cladocopium goreaui is the source of this 1944-nucleotide messenger RNA. NCBI's taxonomy places the organism in Eukaryota, Dinophyceae, Suessiales, Symbiodiniaceae. The record is from the annotation of a GenBank genome assembly.